CCACAUCACAUCCAGCCUUUUGAAGCAGUGGCUGGCUACAUCUGCCCAAGGCCAGAGGGUGCCAGGGCCGGGCUGGCCCGUGCGCCUCGGCAGUGGCAGCGCCAACAUGGCCCGGUGCCCCCAGACCUGGCAGUGCCACGCGUGGGCGCAGGGCAGACGUCUGUUCCCAGCUUGGACGAAGAAAUCGAUCUUCUGGCGGAUGUGCUGGCCAGGCAAGAGGCUCCUCGCCCCCACCCGCUGCGGGAUGGCAAGCCCAGGAGGCUGAUCGUGGUGUGCACAGUGGCCGGGAUCUCGGCACUGAUGGUGGCUGCAGUCUGCUGGGGCAGGCUGCAGAAGGAGGUCAGGCUGGCACAGAAAGCAGACUACUCGGCACAGCGAGUGGCCAGCCCUCUGCCCUACGACAAGAUCUCGCCCGGGGACAAGACGCUGGCUCAGAGUGCCCAGAUGUACCACUACCAGCACCAAAAGCAGCAGAUGCUCUCCAUGGAGAAGCAUAAAGAGGAGCCCAAGUUGCCGGACUCAGCAUCAUCCGACGAGGAGAAUGAGGAUGGAGACUUCACCGUGUACGAGUGCCCUGGGCUGGCUCCGGGCAGCCCGGCCGGGGGGACCCUGUGCGCGCG
Molecule: messenger RNA, 620 nt
Organism: Tauraco erythrolophus (red-crested turaco)
Lineage: Eukaryota; Metazoa; Chordata; Aves; Musophagiformes; Musophagidae
Source: RefSeq, a predicted model, not a curated record